GAAAGGAGGGAAGGGAGAAUGGAGGAAAGGAGGGAAGAAAUGAAGAAGGAAAGGAGAAAGGAGAAAAGGGGAAAGGAGGAACGCGUCCCUGUCACCGUCCCGGGCUGGCACCGGGAGCGGGAGCGGGAACGGGAACGGGAAUGGGAACGGGAACGGGAACGGGAACGGGAACGGGAACGGGAACGGGAACGGGAACGGGAACGGGAACGGGAACGGGAACGGGAACGGGAACGGGAACGGGAACGGGAACGGGAACGGGAACGGGAACGGGAACGGGAACGGGAAGAACGGGAACGGGAACGGGAACGGGAACGGGAACGGGAACGGGAACGGGAACGGGAACGGGAACGGGAACGGGAACGGGAACGGGAACGGGAACGGGAACGGGAACGGGAA
Messenger RNA from Pseudopodoces humilis (Tibetan ground-tit), 396 nucleotides. The record is from RefSeq and is a predicted model, not a curated record. NCBI's taxonomy places the organism in Eukaryota, Metazoa, Chordata, Aves, Passeriformes, Paridae.